Messenger RNA from Exophiala aquamarina CBS 119918, 1359 nucleotides. RefSeq names its product salicylate hydroxylase. Bases 1 to 1359 code for a protein of 452 amino acids. The transcript has a single exon. The record is from RefSeq and is a predicted model, not a curated record. NCBI's taxonomy places the organism in Eukaryota, Fungi, Ascomycota, Eurotiomycetes, Chaetothyriales, Herpotrichiellaceae. Gene Ontology annotation, molecular function: monooxygenase activity; FAD binding. Gene Ontology annotation, biological process: secondary metabolite biosynthetic process.
AUGGAAGGUUACCUCCCGGCCACCCCCUGUGGUCUCAGCAAAGACGCAGCACGCCCACUUCGUGUCAUCAUCUGCGGUGGAGGGCUCGGAGGGCUCGGUGCUGCCAUUGCGCUGCGACACAAAGGCCAUGAGGUGAUCGUGCUGGAGAGCGCAGUGGCUCUUAGCGAGAUCGGUGCAGGCAUCCAGAUUCCUCCAAACAGCACGCGAAUCCUCCACGCCUACUACGACUUGGGCGAAAAGCUGCGGGAGAAAGUGGCGUGGCCGCGCAACAUCUCUAUCAAGAGAUACGCGACAGGAACCAUUCUAGGAAGGACACCUCUCCAUCCUCACCUCUCGAAGAAGUAUGGCUACCCCUACUGGCUGAUCCAUCGUGCCGACUACCAGCGCAUUCUAUACGAGGAGGCCGUCGCCCUAGGAGCACAAGUCAUUCUGGCCACCUGCGUGGCUUCGAUCAACCCGGAUAAACCCUCGGUGACCACCUUGGAUGGGUCUGAGUAUCUCGGCGACGUCAUCGUUGGCGCGGAUGGCAUCCGCUCCAAGGUUCGCGAGUUCGUCCUCACCAAUCAAAAUGCCGUCCAACCGAAUCCAACAGCCAACUGUGCAUACCGCGCAACCAUUCCUGCAGAGCUCAUGUCCGCCGAUCCCGACACUGCGAAGCUCAUGACAGAUCCUAACUCGAACGCCUGGAUCGGCCACAAUCGACACGUCAUGGCCUAUCCCAUCCGCCAGGGCGCCCUGUACAACCUCGUCAUGUGCCAUCCGGGUCAGGCAAAACCUGGAGUAUGGAACGAGCCCGGAGAUGUGCAACAAAUGCGAGAGACGUACGCCACAUUUGACCCACUGAUUCGCAAGGUCAUUGACAAAGCCACAGCCUGUCUGCGUUGGACCCUCGCCGAGCUGCCACCCUUGCCAACUUGGCUCAGUCAGUCCGGGAAGGUGGUGUUGAUCGGCGAUGCCGCCCACGCGAUGGUCCCCUUCCUAGCUCAAGGUGCCAGCAUGUCCAUCGAAGACGGACCCGCUCUUGCCGAGUGCCUCAGUCGGGUCAAGGAGAUCGAAGACAUCCCAAAGUACCUCCGAGUGUUUGAAGAACUCCGGCGGCCGCGUUGCGAGAAGAUGCAGCUGUACUCCAGGCAAAAUGGCCAGAUGUGGCAUCUCCGUGACGGACCAGAGCAAGAAGAACGCGACAGGGGUUUCGAGAGAGACAACUUCGCUGAAGCGAAAAGUGAGUCGUCACAGCAGCAGGGCGAAACCGUCAAUCCGUGGUCCGACCACAGCUUUCAACCGUGGUUAUUCGGUUACGAUGUCGUCAUGGAUGCCAGGAAAGUCCUGGACAAGUUCGACCGGAAACAACGGCCAUAA